This is a messenger RNA of Epinephelus lanceolatus (giant grouper), 1673 nucleotides long. The record is from RefSeq and is a predicted model, not a curated record. Lineage: Eukaryota; Metazoa; Chordata; Actinopteri; Perciformes; Serranidae.
AUGGGGAACACUUUGCUCUGUGUGCUGGCGUUAUUCUGUGGUGACGCAGUCCUGGAGAGUCCUGCAUUCACUGUGUUUGAAGGAGACUCAGUGAUUAUGCGCUGCAAGCAUCGUAAUCCAAGCAAUGACAUGGAGGCUGCCUUUUUCAAAGACGGAUCACGUGUUGAAAACCAUCAGUCACGAGGAGCAGAAAUGACCAUUCAUUCAGUCUCCAAGUCAGAUGAGGGCAAUUACACGUGUGAGUUUGGUGACAGGGCAGAAUCCGAGGCAACAGAACUGAGAGUGGAAGGAUAUGUGUGCAGAGCUGGAAGAGGAGAUCCAGUGUAUUAUACUCUUUACAGUGAACCUAAGUUUGUCUGGUCUGGAGAUUAUCAUUCAGCAGCGUCUCUCACAGUGAGUCCUGACAGAACACAACACUUCAGCAGAGAGCCUGUGUCACUGAGCUGUGAGGGAAACUCUACUGAGUGGAGAGUGAGGAGGUUUUCUGAAUUUGGCCGCACGACACACUGUUCUUCUUCUUCUUCUUCCUGGGGGACCAUGACUGGAUCCAGAUGCAACAUGAACAGUCACUGGCAGAGUGGAGUCUACUGGUGUGAGUCUGAAACAGGACAGUUCAGCAAUGCAGUCAACAUGACUAAACAGGACGGUGAUAUUAUCCUGGUGAGCCCUGUCCAUCCUGUUACUGAGGGAGAUUCUGUCACUCUUGGCUGCAAAUUGAGGACAGAAAAAGUUCCUUAUAAUGUGGAUUUCUAUAAAAAUGACAAACUCAUCCAAAAUGUUACUGGAGGGGAGCUGACUAUAUCUGCAGUGUCAAAGUCAGAUGAAGGCUUUUAUAAAUGUAAAGGAAAAAAAUCACAAGAUCAGCAGAGUUUGACGUCACCAGAGAGUUGGAUGUCAGUAAAAUCAGCGCCCAGGCUUGAAGGAAGCUCUCCAUUUCCUGUGCUGUUGAUUGUUGGGCCGGUUUGUGGAGUUUUACUGAUUCUUCUCCUGCUGCUGUUUCUGUGUCUCUACAGAAAGUCAAAAGAUUCAUGCUUUAUGAGGUCUCAGAGCAGCAGUCGGGGCCCUGCUACAGACCACAUGAUCAACCAGGAUGAAACUCAGCUCAAAGAAUAUGCUCCUCCUCUCCAUGGUGAUGCUGUUCUCUAUGAAUCAAUCAAAGGCUUUGAAGAACCUGAACAUGGUGAAUCCAACGAUGUCACAUAUUCUGUGGUUGAGCUCAAAAACAUCGCUAAAAAGGGGAAGAAAACAGAGGAGCCAGAGGAGAGCGCAGUUUAUUCAGAUGUGAAGAUAAGAUCAGCUACAGACGACAAUGUGAUGUAUGCCCAAGUAAACUCUCACAGUAAAGCCAAGAAAGACAAAGGAAAAUCACGUCCUGUAGCGGCGGAUGAAACUGUUUAUUCAGAAGUCAAACCAGGAAAAGCUCUUGAUCAAUAGAGAGAUCUGCAUCAACAAAACCAGUAGAGUGGAUGACAACAUGAAUAACUACAUCAGUGUUUAAACAGUAUUUGCUAUUUUUAUUUAAUUAUUGUGUGCAGCUCCACUAUACAAAUAUCAGACAUUAUUCUGUACAGUUAAACUAAUGGCAGGUCAUUUAAAGAAAAUGAUUAUGUGGGUCUUAAGCUUCUGUAUUGUUAAAAGUAUGGUUGACCAUUUCUUGUAUCAAUAAACUUUUG